CUCCCCGCCCCUUGCUCUCUUAGGUGGCGCCGGCUUGCGGCCGGUGUGGCGGCGGUAUAGGUUGGAGAAGCCGGAGUGGGCACGUUCCCUGGACAGGCGGCAGGGCUAUGGUCGCCAGCUCCCGAAGGCCCGCUUCGCAUUUCAGCCAGAUCCUGAGUGCGAGCCUGAGCUGUCUCCUCAGCCCAGUCCCCCGGCGCGGUCGGCUGCUCCCCGGGCGCGCCCCCCUCCGAUGGCGGCGGAGAUCCAGCCCCAGCCCCUGACCCGCAAGCCGAUCCUGCUGCAACGGGUCGAGGGGUCGCAGGAGGUGGUGAACAUGGCGGUGAUCGUGCCUAAGGAGGAGGGUGUUAUCAGCGUCUCGGAAGACAGGACAGUUCGUGUUUGGUUAAAGAGGGACAGUGGACAGUACUGGCCAAGCAUAUACCAUGCAAUGCCUUCUCCAUGUUCAUGCAUGUCUUUUAACCCGGAAACAAGAAGACUGUCCAUAGGUCUAGACAAUGGUACAAUCUCAGAAUUUAUUUUGUCUGAAGAUUAUAACAAGAUGACACCUGUGAAAAACUAUCAAGCACAUCAGAGCAGAGUGACGAUGGUCCUGUUUGUUCUGGAACUGGAAUGGGUUCUGAGCACAGGGCAGGACAAGCAGUUCGCCUGGCACUGCUCUGAGAGUGGACAGCGCCUGGGAUGUUACCGUACCAGUGCUGUGGCCUCGGGCCUGCAAUUUGAUGUCGAAACCCGUCAUGUGUUUAUUGGUGAUCACUCAGGCCAAGUCACCAUCCUCAAACUGGAACAAGAAAACUGCACACUGCUCACAACCUUCAGAGGGCAUACAGGAGGGGUAACGGCACUCUGCUGGGAUCCGGUCCAGCGUGUGCUGUUCUCAGGCAGUUCUGAUCACUCCGUCAUCAUGUGGGACAUCGGUGGGAGAAAAGGGACAGCCAUCGAGCUCCAAGGACACAAUGACAAAGUCCGAGCCCUCUCCUAUGCACAGCACACAAGGCAGCUCAUCUCAUGUGGUGGUGACGGUGGCAUUGUUGUCUGGAACAUGGAUGUGGAAAGGCAGGAGACCCCUGAGUGGCUGGACAGUGAUUCCUGCCAGAAGUGUGACCAGCCUUUCUUCUGGAACUUCAAGCAAAUGUGGGAUAAUAAGAAAAUUGGCCUAAGACAGCACCACUGCCGGAAAUGCGGGAAGGCCGUGUGUGGCAAGUGUAGCUCCAAGCGUUCUUCCAUCCCACUCAUGGGCUUUGAGUUUGAAGUCCGGGUCUGCGACAGCUGCCACGAGGCCAUCACAGAUGAAGAACGUGCACCCACCGCCACCUUCCAUGACAGCAAGCAUAAUAUUGUGCAUGUGCAUUUUGAUGCCACCAGGGGAUGGUUACUGACUUCCGGAACUGACAAAGUGAUUAAGUUGUGGGAUAUGACCCCAGUCGUGUCAUGAUGACUCUCCCAGGGACUAGAAGAUAGUCUUCACUAAAGAAACACUUGUUUGAGCCUGAAAUCAUUACAGGAAAAGGAAAGUACAUAGAGAUGAGCAGGAAGAGAAACUAAAGGCUCAAAGUGAAUCUGUGUUCUCCCCGUACUGGUGCAGUGAAGAGUGGAAGAGACUCUUCAAUUGUCCUUACAACAUAAAAGAAGAUAUUUUUUUAUCAAAUGGUUUAUACAGCCUGGCUGUGCUGCAUUGUUUUGAGUAUAUUGCAAAAUCUGUGUGGGAUGUUUAAGUGUCUUGUGUCUCAGUCUUUCAUUGUGCUUGUUGCUUUCUGUGUCAGGAAAAAAGAGAGAGAUAUGUGUUGAAGAUAUUGUGUCGUAUAAAGCAGUCUCCACAUUCUCUUCACCUCAGCAUGUACCAGACAGAGCUUUUCUCUUUUCUUGAGUCUUCCUUUACUGGCCACACUUUCCUGUUGCCAGAGUGUAUGAUUAUAGUUUGUUCUGGUGUUCUGCUUCCAUGGCCAGAUAAGAGUUAGAAAACCGCAUGUGUCCGACAGCUGGCACCUUGAGUCACCUGUGGGGAGCAGUUAUGUCGUUGGAAAUGCCUGCAUUUCUGCUUCAGCAUUCUCUUUCAUCCCACAUUAGGAAAUGCUUUCAGAAACUGCUGUCCACUGUCAGCCUGAACACCAGUCACAUGACUCAGCCUCGCCCUGCAGUGCCUGUGUCUUUCCAAAUUCAGUGAGGGCUUCUUGAGCCUUUUGCAUUUUGGACUUUGGGGAUUUUGAUUUUUUUUUUGUAGCUUUCCUUUAUUUGUAACAUAAAAGACAAACAAAAAUGUCCAUGCUCCAUGCAUCUUUCUACAUGGUGUUGCCUCUAAAUGUGAGAGUUUAUUACUUUCAAAUUAGAAUCCUGCUGUCUUCACCAUCCAUAUUUAGUUUCCCUUUAAAAACCAGGUAUCUAUGCAUCUAUGUGCUAAUGUAUACCUUUCUAUGAAGCCAGUAUGUGAUUUAAACAGAGGUACUAAGAAACGGAACAGAAUUCUCCUAAGGAAAUCAGUCCAGCUUGAUAAGGGACAGUAAGGACUCACUCACUUCAGGAUAUCAAGGUACAUUAAAAGUAGUAGCAAGCCUGGAAGCUGGCCCAUCCAAGCACUUCACACAUGCUCACCCAUUAGGGUAUCAGUGAGGGUGCCAGGUCAAAGUCCUGUGGGUACACAGGCUGAUUGCUUGCCCUGACUUUCCAUGUCAUACCUCCACAGUAUCUUCUUCACUCCUGAUUUAACAGGUGUUUCCAGGCAUGAAGUACUUAAAUGAAAUUAUAGUUCUCCCUAUUAUCUUGGUUCUGUUCCUAGAAAAGCAGUUUCCCCUAUGUCAUCAUUGCUUCUGUUUCUGGAAGAAGCAGUAGUAACCAUACUUGGAUACCACCUUUAGCACUGACGACCCAGAAUGCUUCCUGGACAAGACAUCCUGGAGCCACUUCUGCUGACUGGCAGUGGGAAGCAGGCCUGGUGUACACCUCCCACAGCCACACCCCUGGCAACUGUGGUGUGAGAGCAGAACUUGCACACUCUCCAGGAAGUGGUUUAAUGGCCUGUUCCAUGAAAUGCCACCUAGGUUCAGUUAGGCCACUCUAACUGGUUUGAGUCUUCUCUGCAUGAAAACUCCAUCACAGAGCUUUGAAAAGAGAAUCAGAGCUAAAAUAUUCAAAUAUCAAUGGUACAGUUGAUUGGUAGAAUCUACAGCCACUCCUCAAGUUGUAGAGAACUGUAUGUUGGAAAUCAGUCUCUUUGAACUGGAGCAUGACUGCACAUGGGGAAGAAAAUACAGUAUUAGGAAACUGGAGGCUCAGGCACCCAGCCCAGCAAGCCUGUGUGGAUUUCCACUAAUGUAGAGAUCAAUUCAGACUCCUAGGAAAUGGAUUACCAUUGGAGAGAGAGAGAGAGAGAGAGAGAGAGAGAGAGAGUGAGUGUGUGUGUGUGUGUGUGUGUGUGUGUGUGUGUGUGUGUGUGUGUGUGUGUGUGUGUGUGUGUGUGUGUGUCCAGCCGGGACAUCUGGUCAACCCUCGUGAAGGAGAAAGGAGAGCAGCACUUCAUUAGAACACUAUCAGAUGGCCCUACACUGGUCACCUCCCAGCUACAGCUCAUGCUGAAGGGUCUCCAGAGGUUGAAACUUCACAGUGAUGAAAAUCAUGGUUGUAUACCACAGAUAACCACAGCUCUGCCCUUUCCUUUUACCCAUGUGAAUUUGUUGGAAAAAGUGUAUCAAAACAACUGUAUAUGCACACAGGGAUGCACUGUGGAUGCUGGGUUUGCCUGGUGCUCUUAUCUCAUAGAAAAUGCAUUCUGGAGCUGACAGAUUUCCAAGCAUUCUCUGAAAAAGAAGGCUUCGUCUAUCAGGCAUGAGCGCUGGCAUGGCACUUGGCUUGUGUCUCCUCUGAGUAAAAAGAAAAAAACCACAAAUCUAUCAUCCUGUUUUGUUUGCACUUCGGUUUUUUCCCCCUCUACUGUGGAAACCUCAGCUCUGGAGAUGGUGGUGAGCAUAGCCUGUUGGGAAGUAGGGAGACCUCAUGUGCAUGGAAUUUGUUCCUUGUGGAUGCAAAGCACCUGAUACUGUUAGUUUCUCCAAAGGAAAGCAUUUAACAGCUACCUGGGUGCGUCUACACCUUAGAAGAAAAAAAAGAAAAGAAAAGAAAAAAAUGGUUUUAGAAAUAAAUACUUGGAAUUUUGUGUCAUUUUAUAAAAGGUCAGUCAACAUAAUGUGUUUCUUGGUUAAUUCAAUUAUUCAUGAAAUUACAGCAUUGGAAGGGGAUCUUGAGAUCUCAGAUGUCCUAGGUUAGUCCCACUAGGCAGUUAGAUAGGGAUAAGGUAUAAACGAGAAUCUCAAAGAACAAUGGCUUUUGCUAUUACCAAUAGCAGCCCUUUCUUGCCUGGGGCAGGAAGUCUCUGGAAUCAGGUUUGCUACUGUUUUGGGAAAAUUUGACAUAACGUUUGGUGCCUGCCUAUGGUUCUGAGUGGUGCAUGUUAUUGCAAAGACCAGUAGUCCCAUUUAUCUGUAUGUCAACAACCCCCAUAUACCAUACCCCACCGGCCACCCCUGGAGUUCCCACUGCCCUGCUGGCUAAGGGCUGCUCCACUGAGUCUGGGCUUACAGUGUUCGUCCUUGUGAGAUAUCACCUUCUCAGCAUCUCAGAGUCAUAAUUUAAAACUAUACUGUAUUUUUGUUUAACAUCAAUCCUUACAAAGCUUGAAUUUUAACUUUAAAGCAAAAGAAUAAAUAGUUCUGAACUAUGUGUCACAGUAUACAGAAAUAUUCAUAAAUGGGGCCUUUGGUUUUGCUUUUUCAUAAUAUAUAUAUAUUUAUAUUUGUAUAUAAGUGAGCUUAUUCACUAAGAUUUAUAUUUUAAAGCAAAAGAAAAACAUUUUUCCAAAGUGCUCUUAUUUUUUUCCUUUAAGAUGUUAGGUGAAAUUUUUGCUGGUGUAAAAGUGAAUACUCGGCACAAAUGAAAUAACACUCAAGUUACUUGGUUUGCCACUUUGUCAAGCUGUGAGGUCCUGCCAGGAAUGUCUGCCUGCUCCUGUGAACUGUAGCUCAUCUUGAUAGCCAAGAACUGCACACUGACCUUCAGGGGUUUGGGUCUGCGUUAUCACCUUUUACCAAGCGCCUAGGGGCUAACACGGGCAGCAGUCCUCCCGUGGACCUCUGUGCCAGAGCCUAUUGUCAAAGGUUUUGAAAAGGAGAUCAGAUUUCUGAGUGAGGCAUGAACUCUGCUUGGGUGCUUAUGGUUCCUUCUGACUCUGUGAGUGUUGCCAAUUACGGGACUAACUCAAACUGCCCCGUCACAUAGCCGGCCUCACUCAGGCAUAUGAACACACUGGCAGACCAGGGAGUUGCUUCUGACUUUUUUCUUCUAGAACCUAGUAGGUGUAGUUUUAGAAAAAGAUGGUGAACUUAAUUGUCAGUACUAUCUCAUUUAAGAUACCUCAAUGUGUUCACCUUUAGGAACUGAGAGGAUCUUACUGGGGAGACAAAGUGUUUAGGAAAUGCAAAUUUGUUCAAAUCUGACUUAAAUAUUUAUGUUUUUUUUUUUUUUGCUUGGUUCUUUGGGAUAUAUUAGUGGGCAAUUUUUUUUUUAAAGAGAAAGCAGUUUGAGCAUUUUACUUCUGAAUACUUACCAUUUUGAUGGAUUUGCAGCCUUUCAUUCAUAGUGUACGCCAGUAUGAAGUGUGGACCAAAACACUUACAGCACCAUUACCAUUGUUCUGUGUGUACUUGGCAUUUAUGCCAUUUGCCUUGCAUUUUAAAUGGAUUUUUCAAGGUAUUGUCAUUUGGGGAGGAAAAAAAAUAUCCUGCUUGACAAGUGUGAAAACUGUCAGCAGGGAAGGUACUAACCCCACAGUUGUACCUGUCAAUUGUUGUAUUGUGACCAGGAACUUGGGUUCUUCCCUUUGCACAACUGCCACCUGGGGCCUGGAUGUGGCUGCCAUGGGUUUGUUACCUUAUGGGUGUCUUUUUCCAGAAAAAUCAGGAAUUAGGAGAUUAGGAGAGGGCUCAGCUAAGCAUGCUACACAGCCUGAAGCCAGAAGCUAGAACAGGCCACUACACAGCCUGAAGCCAGAAGCUAGAACAGGCCGCUACAAAGCCUGAAGCCAGAAGCUAGAACAGGCCGCUACAAAGCCUGAAGCCAGAAGCUAGAACAGGCCUCUCCAUGGUGGCUUGAGUCAAACCCCUCUGGUAGUUGCUAUGUUCCCUGCCACUGGAUUCCACCAACCACACCCACUGCUCUUGAUCCUAACAUAAAUGUGAUGAGCUGGCACUGAGUGAGACUAAUCUGUGACAUUAAGAUGACUGUAUCCCUGUAAAUAAAUGCUGCUCGGCACUGUGAAUGUUUCUCUCUCCGUUUUCCCCUGUAUGGCCCUCUAGCCUCUUGUGUAUGUGUAGCCUAUUCCGGUGUACGGCUCAGAGCAGUGGCCCCAGUGGCUUACAAUAAAUGUUCGAACACCUGC
Molecule: messenger RNA, 6421 nt
Organism: Mesocricetus auratus (golden hamster)
Lineage: Eukaryota; Metazoa; Chordata; Mammalia; Rodentia; Cricetidae
Gene: Wdfy2
Product: WD repeat and FYVE domain containing 2
Exons: 12
Coding region: 230-1432 (400 amino acids)
Molecular function (GO): metal ion binding; protein binding
Source: RefSeq, a predicted model, not a curated record